Messenger RNA from Dreissena polymorpha, 2785 nucleotides. Its product is annotated as WD repeat-containing protein 70-like. The transcript has 18 exons. Gene Ontology annotation, biological process: regulation of DNA double-strand break processing. Gene Ontology annotation, molecular function: protein binding. Bases 607 to 2547 code for a protein of 646 amino acids. The record is from RefSeq and is a predicted model, not a curated record. Lineage: Eukaryota; Metazoa; Mollusca; Bivalvia; Myida; Dreissenidae. Gene Ontology annotation, cellular component: nucleus; site of double-strand break.
ACAUAGGCUCUAAAAUCAAAGUGCUUCCACCUACAACUUUGAAAUCAUAUGUAGAUGCACCUUGAUGAGUUCUAUAUGCCACACCCAUUUUUGCGGUCACUAGGUCAAAGGUCAAGGUCACUGUGACUUAAAAAAAAUAAUUCUGGCAAGCUUUUGCGGCUGAGCGUGGCACACGUUAUGCGGUUCUCUUGUUUAAGUACCAGUAGGCAUUUAAAAAAUAAGGUCUAUUAUGUAACCAUCAACAAACAUUUUUUUUGUUAUGGACUAAACAGCUAUGCUUUGCAAUGAGAGAUGGCAACAGUUGUUCGGUUAACCGGUUAUCCGUUUCUUAAGGAGGUUAACUGGUUACAAAAUUAAUAUUUGGUUACUCUUGCAGAAAACACAAUUUUUGGUUUAACGCAAUAAAUGCUCAAAUCAUUAGUUUUGUUUUACUUCAUUUCACUGCAUUGGCUAAUCCACUUAUCUUAUGGCAAACUAUCGGCAAUUACCAAUUAGAGUUGUAAACCAUCGUGGUGUAGCGGAUUAAUGAGCAGGCACACGAGCAAUUAGCACCCACUCUGCAAAUUCUAGCUGAUGAAUAUUACAAGUUUAUAACAGUUGAAAAUCAUGUCUGAAUUUGAUGAAGGGAAGAAGAAAGCACGGCAGUUUGAUUUCAUGGCCAUGUAUGAACAGGCCAGACAAACUGCAAUAGAGAGGACUGCAUCCACAGUCAAGCCAGAUGAUGCAGAAGAUGUAGAUGAACAGGUUGCAAGAAUUAACAAACAGAAUGAGGUCCUCAGAGAAAGUACGAGCUUCAAAUCAACAGAUGUGGAACAACCGUCUUCAAAUGCCAGCAUUGACUCAGAUGAUGAAAUGAUUGGUCCUCCUUUACCUCCAAGUGCAACAACAUCAAAGGUUCAAGACAACGAGGAUGAUGAUGAUGAUGAUGAUGAUGACGACAUAAUUGGGCCUCCAUUGCCUCCGACAAUGACGGAUGCUGGAUCAAGCCCUUUGAAUAAAAAGAAAGCUGACAAUGAUGAGGAGGAAGAUGAUGAUGAUAAUGAUGAAGAAGAAGAUGAAGAUCCUUUAAAGAAAAUACCAUCAAGUCUACAGAUUACGUUAGACCAUGGAAAGAAAACAGUGUCAGCACUUGCCUUUGAUCCAUCCGGUGCGCGCCUCAUCACAGGGGGCUAUGACUAUGAUGUGAAACUCUUUGACUUUGCUGGAAUGGACUCUACACUCAAACCAUUUAGAACGCUGCGACCGUGUGAAUGUCACCCGAUCAAGCAGCUGCAGUACAGCAGUACAGGAGAUGUCAUCCUGGUGGUGGCAGGCAACUCACAGGCCAAGGUGCUGGACCGCGACGGACACGAGAAGUUUGAGUGCAAAAAAGGCGACCAGUAUUUGGCAGACAUGGGACAGACAAAGGGCCAUGCAGCUAUGCUGAAUUCCGGAUUUUUUAACCCGAAAGUCAAAGCAGAGUUCAUGACAUGUUCAAAUGAUGGCACUGUGCGCCUAUGGGAUGUAAACGACGAGGGCAAGAAGCAGCGUCAUGUGAUCAAGGCCCGCUGCCAGCAGGGGCGUCGUGUGGUUCCCACGGCCUGCGCGUACAGUCAUGAUGGGCGCUGGAUUGUAGCAGCCUGUCAGGAUGGCUCCAUACAAGUCUGGGAUCACAACCGACCUUUUGUAAAUGUGUCAAUGAUGUUACGGUCAGCACACAUGAAUGGCAGUGACACCUCCUCACUGUGUUUUUCAUAUGACGGGCGUGUUUUGGCAUCUAGAGGAGGAGACGAUACAGUGAAGCUAUGGGAUAUUAGGUCACUCAAGCAACCUCUGAAGGUCAAGGAAGGACUUCCAAACUUCUUUCCUAACACAGAUGUUUUGUUCAGUCCGGACGACAAGCUCGUAGUGACAGGUAUCUCUGUAAAGAAGUCUGAGAGCAAGGGGAGGCUAGUCUUCAUGGAGCGAGAAUCCCUUGAUACCAUUACAGAGCUGGAAGUGUCAGACAUGAGUGUUGUGAGAUGCAUAUGGCACCCCAGACUCAAUCAGUUUGUGGUCGGAUGUGGUGAUGGAAAGGCUCAACUCUACUACGAUGAACACAAAAGUCACAGGGGUGCUAAGCUUUGUGUAGCAAAGAAGCCUUCUAAAGUCAAACAGAUGGAAAUUGUAGCCCAUCGGCAGAUUAUCACACCGUACGCCCUGCCAAUGUUCCGCCAGCAACGGGAGUCAAGUACCAAGAAACAGGAAGAACGAGCUAGAAAGGACCCAGUCAAAUCACACAGGCCAGAUCUACCUGUCUAUGGACCAGGCUCCGGUGGACGCCUGGCUAACAAGGGAGGCACCCUGUCCCAGUACGUCGUUCAGACCCUGGUCGUGCAGAAGGAAGACCCGUACGAGGAUAACCCAAGGGAGGCAAUCCUGCGACACGCAAAAGCAGCUGCAGAAAAUCCGAUCUGGGUUGCACCUGCUUAUAAGAAGACACAGCCUGUGCAGAUAUUCCAAACUGAGGAAGAAAAAGUUGAAGAAGAAGAGAUUCAACCUCCAUGGAAGAAAAUCAAGAAAACGUGAAGAAAUAAUCAUUUCAUGCAAUAGAAAAAUUAGAUCAUAAAAAGCUGUAGAACUUCUGGAUAUUACAGUGAUGCUCCUUUAAGCAUGAUGCAUUAGGCAGUGAUUGACGAACGCACAAGAUCAAUGAGCCAUGCACUUGUAGAUCAUAAACUAAGCUUGCAUACAUUUUCUUUUAAAAGCAGGCUUUUAAGUGCGAUAAACAAAAAGUUAGCAGCUUUUGCCCACAUUGAUGUUAAAG